UGAGCAGUGCAGGAAGACAGCCAGCACGUAAGGAGGAGUUCCCCAGGCCGCAAGCAUCGGGAUUUCGGAGGCGGGGCCCGGAGGCAGGGCACGGAGGCGGAGCACGGUGUCUGUGACAGCUCCGUCAGCGGAGAAGAGGAGUUCCCGCAGAGCGGCCGUAUUGCUGAGCAGUUUCUGAAAGAGUAUUCCCCUGCCAUACAGCUAACAUCCCAGUGAUUCACUGUGGUAAUUCACCAGCUGUACACCAUUCUACUGGUCUGGAGAGAAGGUACUGUUUUAUUUUAUCUUUUGAAGCUGAGAACUCAGUUCAAGCCGGGAAAACAUCUGAGGCCAAGGAGGCGGGCACCACUGUCUUUGAACAUUUACGUUUUUGAAGACCAUUCGGGAUUAGCGACCAGUUCGAUUUCCCCGCGGAAAAGAACCGUCUGAAGCUAACUGUCAAAACCGUUAACUGACUGUUACGCCGUUCGGGCAUCUCGCGCCCAUUCUGGAAGAAAACUGUUAUCAACGUCUGGAGUUAGUUAAUCGGAGGAAGUCGAGAGCUCUACUGUCUUGAUUUAUUCAUUUCUAUUUGUUCAUUUGUUUGAUCACCAUUUUAUAUUGGAUCUAUUUAUUUAUUUAUUGUGUGGUUUAUUGACUUUCAAGUUUUUUUUUGUUUCCGGACUGUCAAAUAAUUCACCUGGUGUUUUACAUCCAAAUCUGUUUUCUUUUGAACAUACAAAGUAGAAAGUAAUAUUUCUUUUACUACUUUAGAGAGGUAACACAGAUUAAUCCUUGUUCAAAUAAAUGUUUGCUGUUUUCAUUGAGCCAGUUACAGAGGUCUAGGUUUUAAUUUUUGAAGAUUGUUCUGGGUUAGGGGCACUCCAUCACUCUGGCUGGUUGUUGUAAAGGCAGGAUCUGUGCAAGUGAGCUUCAAGUGCAUUGCAGAACGACGCUUCAGCUGACUGACAAGGAUCAAGUUCUGAAGCCUGUCUUACUACACCCAUUCACUACCAAAAGGUUUUAGAGUUAGGCCAGGGUGACAGAACACACACCUUCCAAACGAAGGCACAGGAGUUAAAGGGACUGACAGGUGUGGGCAGGGACCUGCAUUACUGUUAGUCGACCAGAGCAAGCUUAAUAUUUGUACCCUUUUUAGUUAGGAUUUCAAUCCUUUACAUUUGGCGUCACGAACAGGAUCUACAUUACAUUGGAAACCCAGAUUUAGUGCAGGAAUAUUGAUUUGUAGUCAUAGCUUCAACAUGUCGGAGUUGGAGGGUUUAAAGAAGGAUUUUGCUGAUUUACAAAGGAGGCUUGUAGAGCAGGCAGGUGCCUUGGAACAGGCUAGGAAUGAACAAAGAGAAGCUCUCUCCCUUGCCAAGGCAGUUAUUGAUCAGCAGGCUACAGCAUUGAGAGCACCAGCUGCGGUCGUCAUCCAUAGAGACCGUAAACUGCCAGACUUUGGGGGUGGAUCAGUAAGAGGCGGGGAUGAAUCUGUUGAGGAAUGGAUUGCCGAAAUGAAGUCAGCUUUUCGAGUGAUGAAAACACCCCAUGACGAUAGAGUUGAGCUGGUUAAGCAACACCUGAAGGGUGAAGCAAAGGCGACAGUUAAAUUUAUGCUGACGGAGCCGAUAGACAGUGUCGAAGAAAUAUUUGACAUUCUUAUUCAGACCUAUGGAGAUAAGACCCCAAUUGGCACAAGGUUAAAAGAAUUCUAUGAAAGAAAACAGAUGCCCGGGGAGACCAUUCGGUCUUAUGCAUAUGAUCUACAGGACAGGCUAGAACAUGUGAUAAGAAGAGAACCAAAGCGUGUCCCAGACCCCGAUGUUGUAUUAAAGGAACAGUUGGUCUUAGGACUGAAAGAGGACUUUUUGAGGAGGGAAUUGAAAAGGAAGGUUCACGAAAUGAGGAGCCUCACUUUUGUUGAGCUGUUACAGGCUGCAAUUGACUGGUCAGAAGAAGAAGAGAUGCCAUCUGACCCAGCUACCUUGGGUAGACCCAAAAUAAGGGGGGGUGUAAAUGCUGCUGUGGCAAUGGAGGAGAAACCAUCAUCUCUGACAAUGGAGAUGCUACAUGAGGAGAUAAAACGAAUAUCUGCUCGUCAGGAAGAGUUGUACCAUGCUCUGCAGAGAAAAGGGGAGGAGGCAGGACAGCGAGCUGCAGCUCCCAGGAGGGUAGCCCUACGAGAUAGUGAAGGGAGGUAUAUAUGCUAUAACUGUGGAGAGCCUGGCCAUGUUAGCAAGCACUGUUUGAGGAAAGUAGGCAAAGAGACAAGUCAAGCCCCACUCGAGGUCCCAAAUCCAGAUGUCAGACCAAGUAAUCGAAAUGGGUCUAAGGAGAACCCCAGUACUUCCAUCAUAGGGACCCAGAUGGCUGAGUGUAUCCUUGCGGAGGUAGAUAAUGAUCUCCGGAGGAGUGCUUUUGGGAAGUGUAGGACUGUCAGUCUAAAGAUUGGAGGAAUAGAGACAACCUGCCUGUGGGAUACAGGCUCUAACGUCACUGCUAUCACAGAGUCCCACUUCCGCAAACAUUUUGGGAAACAGGGAAUGUUGUCUGCCAACUGGAUCGAACUUACUGCCGCAAAUGGGCUGGAUAUCCCAGUAUUAGGGUGCCUAGAAGUUGAGGUGGAGUGUGUUGGCAGGACAGUGGGCAGAAAGUGCAUUUUUGUACUAACUGACACCCAUCCCCAUGUAGAAAAGUCAAAUGGGCUCCCUGGAAUUGUGGGCAUGAAUGUAAUAGAAGAACUUGAGGCCAUUUUUGCAGAUAACGGUGGUUACAUGGGGAUGGAUAAUCUCAAAGAGGGUGAGGCCAACAUUCGUAGGUUGGUUGCUAAAGUGAGGAAGGAAUCUCAGCGCAUAACUCCAGAUGGAAAGAUGGGGUUUGUGAAAGUGGCAGGCCGAGAACCGGUCAUGAUACCCCCGAUGAGUGAGAUGGUGGUAGAGGGCCAUUGUGAAGUUACAUCCAAAGUAGACUGCCCAGUGCUUGUUGAAACGGCACAAAGGUCAGGCCUUCCAAAGGGGCUUGUAGUGGCAAAUAUCUUGGCUAAAGCUACCAGUGGAAGGGUCCCCGUAAGGGUCAUGAACACCAGCGAGAAAGUCAUAAAACUUAUGCCACGGGCUAGAGUAGCAACCGUGAGCAAACCACAGGAGAUACUUUUGAAAGAAGUGGUGCAGGUGGUGGAGAAGGAGGGAGGUCUAGUUGUCAAACACCUAGAUGGUAUAGAGGUUACGCAGUUGGAAAAUGAGGCUGAACGGCUACCCGUUCCAGUCCAAGCAAAUACGGAGGGUCUGACUGAAUCUCAGUACCAACAACUUGUAAGUCUACUAGCCACCCACCAAGACGUUUUCUCCCAAAAUGAGAAUGACUAUGGGUACACUACAUCUGUAACCCAUUGUAUCUCUACCGGGGAUGCCCCUCCCAUCAAGCAGAGGCACCGUAGAGUUCCCCCGCAGGUCUUCCAGGAAUUCAAAAAACAUGUGCAUGAGCUUGUUAGCCAGGGCAUUCUUAAAGAGAGCACCAGUCCCUGGGCAUCACCAGCAGUUAUAGUCAUAAAGAAAGAUGGGAGUGUUCGAUUUUGCUGCGACUACAGGCGACUGAACCAAGUGACAUGUAAAGAUGCUUACCCACUCCCAAGGGUCGAGGAAGCUCUGGAUGCACUCGGUGAUGCACAUUUAUUUUCGACUCUAGACCUGACAGCUGGCUACUUUCAAGUAGCAAUGAAUGAAGAAGACCAGGGGAAGACUGCAGUUACCACACCCUUUGGUCUUUUUGAGUGGACAAGAAUGCCAUUUGGCUUAUGCAAUGCUCCAGCCACAUUCCAGCGGUUAAUGGGGCUUGUCUUAGGUGACCUGAGCUUUGACAUCCUGUUGGUUUACUUGGAUGAUAUCCUUGUCUACUCGCGAGAUUUUGAGAGCCAUUGUGAAAGGCUGGGGCUGGUGUUUCAACGACUCCGACAGCAUGGGUUGAAAUUGAAGCCAUCCAAAUGCUUUCUUUUACGCCCUGAGGUCAAGUUUCUAGGUCAUUUAAUCUCUGCCCAGGGCAUCAAAGUUGACAUGGAAAAGGUCAGCGCCCUGAAUUCCUGGCCAACUCCUAGGAGUGUCAAAGAAGUUAGGCAGAUGGGAGUUCACACGGACUUGGGGCAGUACUUAGCCAAAAGCAAGACGGGGUUGAAAGGGUGGUAG
Messenger RNA from Oryzias latipes (Japanese medaka), 4160 nucleotides. The record is from RefSeq and is a predicted model, not a curated record. NCBI's taxonomy places the organism in Eukaryota, Metazoa, Chordata, Actinopteri, Beloniformes, Adrianichthyidae.